This is a messenger RNA of Humulus lupulus (European hop), 2097 nucleotides long. Its product is annotated as sodium-dependent phosphate transport protein 1, chloroplastic. The record is from RefSeq and is a predicted model, not a curated record. Gene Ontology annotation, molecular function: transmembrane transporter activity. Gene Ontology annotation, biological process: transmembrane transport. The transcript is spliced from 10 exons. NCBI's taxonomy places the organism in Eukaryota, Viridiplantae, Streptophyta, Magnoliopsida, Rosales, Cannabaceae. Bases 99 to 1691 code for a protein of 530 amino acids.
CAAAUAAAUUUAAAUAAAAAAUAAUAAUAAAAGUAAUAUCUGUGUCGCUCAGUUGCUGACGAAUUGGUUCACAGUUUCAACUUUCAUGCUCUAACGCCAUGAGCGCCAGAGCUCUUCUCUACUCAUUCUCUCCCAAGCCCAACUUAUCACUACCUGAUAUUUCGGGCCACAGAAAAAGCUUCGGCUCCGAUUUCAGAAACCAAGCCCAGUUUCGGAUCCGGGUCCGCUAUAGCCCACCGGCCGGGCAGGAACGGUACUUCGUUUUCAGUGUCUCGGGGAGAAGUUCGGGUAGGAAGAGAACUGGGAAAGUGUGGGCGGAUGUUAAGUCGGAGCGUUUUGAAGUUUCAGAACCGGUUCCGCCGGAAACCGUGAAGCUUAAGGAUGCUUUUAACGACGUCGUUUCGGGAAAGGAAAAUUCGGAGGGCGUGAGCCCCUGGUGGGAAGAGUUCCCUAAAAGAUGGGUUAUCGUUCUUUUGUGCUUCUCGGCUUUUCUUCUGUGUAAUAUGGACAGAGUAAAUAUGAGCAUAGCUAUACUUCCCAUGUCAGCAGAGUUCAAUUGGAACCCCGCUACUGUUGGUUUGAUACAGUCUUCUUUUUUCUGGGGUUAUCUCCUCACUCAGAUUGCUGGUGGCAUAUGGGCAGACACAGUAGGUGGUAAGAAGGUCUUGGGAUUUGGAGUUGUUUGGUGGUCUGUUGCUACGAUUCUCACUCCCUUUGCUGCUAGAAUGGGGUUGCCCUUCUUGCUUGUUGUUCGUGCAUUCAUGGGAGUUGGCGAGGGUGUUGCCAUGCCUGCAAUGAAUAAUAUUCUGUCGAAAUGGGUUCCUGUGUCAGAGAGAAGUCGAUCAUUGGCUCUUGUGUACAGUGGCAUGUACAUUGGUUCAGUCACUGGUUUCGCAUUCUCACCUUUUUUAAUACAUCAGUUCGGAUGGUCAUCAGUCUUUUAUUCCUUCGGUUCUCUGGGGACAGUUUGGUUUACUAUUUGGUUAAAUAAGGCAUACAGUUCUCCUCUUGAUGAUCCUCAACUGCGACCUGCAGAGAAAAAGCUAAUUCUUACUAACAGUGUCUCCAAAGAACCUGUUAAAGCAAUUCCUUGGGGACAAAUAUUGUCAAAGGCUCCUGUAUGGGCCCUGAUAGUAUCUCAUUUCUGUCACAAUUGGGGAACCUUCAUUCUUCUUACAUGGAUGCCAACAUACUAUCACCAAGUGCUGAAGUUCAAUCUCACAGAAUCUGGACUCUUUUGUGUCUUGCCCUGGCUUACAAUGGCAUUCUCUGCAAAUCUUGGAGGAUGGAUUGCAGACACACUUAUUAGUAGAGGUUAUUCAGUGACAACUGUUCGUAAGGGCAUGCAAACAAUUGGGUUUCUUGGCCCUGCUUUCUUCCUCACUCAGUUGAGCCAUAUUAAUUCUCCUGCAAUGGCUGUUUUGUGUAUGGCAUGCAGCCAGGGAACUGAUGCAUUUUCACAAUCUGGUCUUUAUUCAAACCAUCAAGAUAUUGCUCCUCGAUAUUCUGGAGUUUUGCUUGGUCUAUCCAACACUGCUGGAGUUCUUGCUGGCGUCUUUGGUACAGCUGCAACUGGAUACAUUCUGCAACAUGGUUCUUGGGACGAUGUUUUCAAUGUGUCAGUUGGACUCUACUUGGUUGGCACUGUUGUCUGGAACCUUUUCUCAACUGGUGAAAAGAUCAUAGAUUAGAUUAAUCAUUGUUGAAUUUGCGGCUUUUUACACUACUCGAGCUAAAAAAAUCUUAGGGAAGUUAAAAGUGAAAGGUUGUAGAAAAAGAAGGGUUGAAAAUAGCAAAUGCAAGGAGUAGAAUAGAUACUUUCAUUUUGCUAUUCACAAGCAUUGUGGAGCUCAUUCUAAUCAAAAACCCAAAGUUCAAUUUCUUCUCCACUUUCCAAGUCAUGAAGUUCGAUGGAUUUGUUGGAUUUCUCACCUUUUCAACCAAGGGGAGAAUGUUAUAAUACAUAUUGGUAAAUAGCCCCAACAACAGCUUUGUAAAUGUCAUCAUUCAUACUAACAUAUCAAUUUUGUGAUUAUUAUGUUAUAAUAACAUAUAUAUUUAUCAUUUAAUGUAUGUAGUGUUUAUUUUAUAACCAAA